AUGGCCUUCUUCAAGAGCUUUCAACAGAACCUCCCAUCCGUCAACAUUUCUUCCAUCUUGGACUCGGUCAGCAGCAAAGUGGACGACCUGGCAAACGCCGUCAGCGACGUCACGUACGCCGUCAGCGACCAGUUGACCGAGCAGGUCAACACCAUCAUCAACAAGGUCCAGGAGGAGGAGGACGGAGAGAAGGAGUCGGCGCGGACAUCCGCUGAGCAGGACGGGAAAGCUGGGAACAGAAGCGUUGGGCCAGAAACGACAAGAUCGAGCUCGAAAACCAACCAAAGUAGCCACGAGGUCGAGGAGGACUACGCGCAAAGCCGGCUGGAGUGGGAAUGGAGGGACGGGUGUUGGCGGGUGAAGAAGACGGAAGCCGAGAUAGCGGAGGAAGAGAGGAGGAAGAAGGAGGAGAAAGAGUUGCAGGAGAAGAUGGAGCAGAGGAGGAAAGAAAGGAGGGAGAAGCGCUUGGAGAAAGCCGCCAUGUCCAGGACCAAUGAAGAACCUUCGCGAGAGGGACAGGAAGAGGACGCGGAAGACAAUGAGUUAAAAAAAACAGGCGAAGAAGCGAGUGCCGGCGAAGACGCAACUCAGCCCAGCGGACGCAAAGAAUGGGAUCGAGCGACUCCGUCAUCGGAGCCUCAAAGUGAGAGUUUAUGCGAACAGGAGGAGGAAAAGCGCAGCCUGGGGAGGGAAGGCGACGACGAGGGAGCGCCGGACGCCACGAGAACUAAAGUCAAAAAGAAGGAGAAAGUCGCUAAGAAAGCUGAGAAGGAGGCAAAGAAGAAGGAGAAAGGCAAGAAGAACAAAAAGAAAGACAAACGCAAGCAAGAUGCGGUUUUGACAGACAGCGACGAGGACAGAGAUCCGGAGUCUGUGGUCCAGUCCAACGUGACUACAUUGUGCAGUAGCAUAAACAAGGAGGCCACAGAGCAGGAAGGCUACAGCAGUGAAGCCUCCGGUGAACAUGCCAGCAGCAUCCAGAAGAUAAAGAAAGUGCCUUCCCUCACGGAGGGCCAGCCUCCUCCCUAUCAGGAUCGGGUCUCGGUGGGCCACGUGUCCUCCUCCCGCUCCAGAGUCCGCAGGGGGUCGUCCCCUCAGCGCUGCUCCAGUGAGGCGAGUGUGGACCAGGACAGCGGGAGCUAUGUCAACAAAGGCUGCGAGGAGGACAUACCUAGUGACAGCACUGCUGUGGUGGGGCCCGAGAACAGUUCUGGUCCACUGCUCCCUUCAGCCUACGAGCCGGAACCCCUGGCCAAGUACGGGACCCUGGAUGUGGCCUUCGAGUACGACUCCGACGAGCAGUGGCUGGCCGUCACGGUCACCGCGGCGACGGACAUCCCCGCUCUCAAACAGACGGGCAACAUCUCGUGGCAAGUCCACCUGGUACUGCUGCCCACCAAGAAGCAGCGGGCCAAGACGGGCGUCCAGAAGGGCCCGUGCCCGGUCUUCGCCGAGACCUUUAAGUUCUCCGGGGUGGAACAGGACGCGCUGAGCGACUGCGCCGUUCGAUUUCGCUUGUACAGCAUCAGACGGAUGAAAAAGGAGAAGGUCCUGGGCGAGAAGGUGUUCCACCUCACGAAGCUCAACCUUCAGGGGAAAAUCGCUCUUCCUGUCACCCUGGAGCCUGGCUCGGAACUUACGGGUUGCGGCUCGGUGGUGAGCGUGUCCCGCAGCGCAGGAGGCGUGUCCUACCGCUCCGCCGAGGAUCCGUCCCCGCCGGAGAUCCUCCUGGGCCUCGUGUACAACUCGGCCACGGGACAUCUAUCCGCCGAGGUGAUCCAGGGGAGCCACUUCAAAAGCGCGGCAUCCGAUAAACCCAUCAAUGGUCUGUUUUGUUGUUUAAAGCAUUUUGUUGGGGGACAACUUUAUAUCAUGAGAGACACAUACGUGACGCUGACCAUGCUGGACUCCAAGGGGAAGGAGAUGUCCAAGUUCAAGACUGCGGUGUGUCGCGGGCAGCCCAGCCCCGCCUACAAAGAGACCUUCGUCUUCCAGGUGGCGCUCUUCCAGCUGUCCGACGUGUCGCUGGUGCUGUCCGUGUUCUGCCGCCGGAGCAGCAUGAGGCACCGAGAGCGCCUGGGCUGGGUCUCCUUGGGCCACAGUAGCACCGGCGAGGAGCAACUGGCCCACUGGACCGAGAUGAAGGAGGCCGAGGGGCAGCAGGUGUGUCACUGGCACACGCUCACCGACACAAAGGGCCUGAUUUGCUAAAGGUUUACGUCCUUCUGCAAAAAUGGGCACAAACUUGUUUGUUCACACAAACGUGGAAGAUGUGGAAGCUGAUCUAUGAACCGGGUGCACCCAGGAUCGCGUCUGCCAAACGCCCAAAAACCGCCGCACAUUCAUUUGCGUGCAUCCUGGGGAGGGGGGACGCGAAUUGAUUGGAUGAUGUCAGCACACACGAUGUGAUAACUGCUGUGCACGAGGAUGACUGCGGUUAUUUUUGUCGAGGGGGAGGCACGACGAAAAUCCAAUUCACGCGUUUGAUUUACAGCUCAUGUUUAAAAAUAACAGGGUUGACCCCCAAGUGCUGUACAUUCUAUUUAAAGACCAUCACAGAUUUGUACUCAUUUAAAUGCAUUAAAGGUUUAAGGAAGUUAAAUGCUGAAAAGGUGCAAAGGCAGAACAAUGAAUAACUUAAUUGACGUACUCCGGGGUCCAGCGAGCGUCGCCCCCUCACCCACUUCAGAAGAACUUGAGCAAAUUACGUUAUGCAGUUAGCAUCGAAAACCGUUCUCAAAUCCACCGUCGCCGCCACCUUACAGUAAGAUUGUUGGUUGCGAGUGCAUGGACAUCACGCAAAAUACAGAGAAUCCGGCUGUGGACUGGGGCUUCGGGCUGGCGUGGCCACUUUAGAGUGCCUUGUUGUUGGCUGUAAGUGCGCGCACAUUACUGAGAGAAGGCAGAAGCCUGCGGGGGGAGUCAUCUUAGGGCUGUUGUCAGGAGAUUUGCACUGGUGGGGCCACUUUAUUAUUACGCAGGGUGGGCACAAACGGUACAUCCAGUGACCAUGCGCUCUGAUCAAACGAAAUAUCUUGCGGUUCCCGACAUCCUCAACUUUAUCAGAGCGACGGAUGAUUUUUGGUUAACGCUACCAAUUCCAAGAGCAGCACGGUGGAGUGCCUGUGGAGUGUUGGCCUCACAGUUAUGAAGAUCAGGGUUCAAAUCCCGACCCCCGGCUGUGUCGAGUUUGCAUGUUCUCCCCGCGACUGCGUGGGUUUUCUCAGGGCACUCCUGUUUCCUCCCACAUCCCAAAAAUGUGCAUUCAUUGGAGACUCGAAAUUGUUCUUGACUCUUGGCACUCUAAAUUGCCCCUAGGUGUGAUUGUGAGUGCGGCUGUUUGUCUCGAUGUGCCCUGCGAUUGGCUGGCAACCAGUUCAGGGUGUACCCUGCCUCUUGGCCGUUGAGAGCUGGGAUAGGCUCCAGCGCUCCCCGCGACCCUCGUGAGGAUAAGCGGCAAAGAAAAUGGAUGGAUGGAUGGACUACCAAUUCCAUGAUUCCAGAACAAAUUUUUGAGCUUGUGGCACCAUUUAGGAUCUUAGUAAAAGAUCACAAUCUUCGUAAAUCACGUGGAACACGGCCACCAACCGCGCAUGCAACAUGUUAGAGCAGGGGUUUCAAACUCAUUUUUGUCGAAGGCUGCAACGUCAUUUCAAUUUCCCUCGGAGGGCUGUUAUGACAGUAAAACCAUACCUCACUAUAUUCUUUCAGAUGCACAAGUUGAGGAAUAAUAGUUUGUUCCACUAUUGAUCAAGUCACUGUAUAAAGGGGAUUGGUAGCAGAAAAUGCCAUAUCGCAACAUUAAUGUUUAUUACAUAUGACAAUUUUGACACAGAAAUAAAUGAAUGCGGGAGAAAGCAGGCAUACCCGGAGAAAACCAACGCAAGCUUGGGGAGCCUGAAAUUGACACGGCAACCUGGCCCAAUGUGGGAGGGAUGAUAAUCCGCAAAAUUCUUUGUGGAGAUUGUCGAGAUUUUGUCAACAAAUGAUUUGAAAAAUUCGCCAGGGAAUCAGUCGGCACGUUUUCCCCCCACUGCAUCGACAUCAAGGUAGAUUUCAGUUCUUCAGGAGUCACAGGUGUAUCCAGUUUGACAGAUAUGUCAGGAUCUCAUGAACGGGGUUUCUAAAACGUACGGCUUUAUGUCUCAUUGAAAACCUUCCAUUUUAACGGGGCGGCGCAUUCCCUUUGAGAGUCCACCGCAACGCCUACACACAUUUGCAUGCAACCUGCAGCAAACGUUUACAUUGCGAAGAGCCUUUCAACGCCACGUAAGACAUUUUCUCUCGGUACCGUCGGGACCAAAGAAUGUCACCGGCAUGCAGAAAAACGGCUACCGACACGCAAAAAUGCAUUGACUGUUAAAAAAAAAAAGGGCAUAUUCGUGAAGAUUGCAACUAUGCUAACAAGCUGUGCUUUUUUUCCUUCUAAUUAACAAGAGUCAUCCUUUUAUUAUCAGUCAAGAGGUUUACAGUUUUUCGAGAAGGAACUUGCAAAACUGGGUGUACGUGAUGUAAGAGGGGAUUCAAACCGUAGUCUUUAUAGUCUUGGUGUGGGUUAACAAAGAGCCGCUCGUCUUCUCGUGUCGGAACAGACGAAGAACUCUUUGACUGGCCAACCUUGACACGUGGGCUGCGUCUAUUCACUCACGAAUGCGGCGCUUUCUGCUGAGCGAUACCCGCACGGCCUGGUCGGUGGCUCGGUCUCGUUUCACCCCCCCCCCCCCCCCCCGUUCCGAGUGAACGGAACCUGUAACCAUGGAGAGGAAACAUGCAGAGAUACAGUGGAAACUCGAGAUUCAAUUAGCCUAAAAUUGGUACUGGUACAAAACCCCAAUGCCCGUCCAUUUCUUGACAUUGCAGCUACAUAACCGUGCCACUAUUCCCUUUUUAACAUGCCCCACUCCUGCCCCGGAACAAAUCCAGGUCAACUUUAGAGGUUCCACUGUUGGAAAAAAAAAAAACCCAAAAACUUAAAACUGUCGAACAGACUUGCCAAGUGAGUGUACGAUGGGACCAGUUUUUCCCCUUUCGGGUUUCAGUGGCCUCCGAGCUGAACCUCAGAGUCUUCCUGCAUGGAAACGUCUUUGUCAACAAUGACAUUCAUCAGAUGCCAUGGAAACCAGAUGACUCCUGUUUAAAUGGAAACAAAGUCAUUUUUUUUUUUUAUUUCCGUUCACUUGCCUCCCAUCUCCUGCCGGUUCCGAACAACGGACCUCUCCACCCGCACUGAAGGAUGGGCAAGUUUGACUCGCUCAAUGCGCUUUACGUAACAACUGCAGAAUCCAGCAGAAACGUUCCCUGCGCUGAGCUGUGGAAAACCAGCUGUGCCACAGAACCCGCCCCAAGCGCGGGUUAAAAAAAAAUACCAGCUGAACCGUUUAGUGCCUCAGAUGUGGGAGGUCUAGAAUAAAGAAACCCCCCAGAGGUCUUCAUGAAACGUGUAGAGGGGCAUUACGGGAAGGAAUAUUAACAUUUCCAACGUAAAGGGAAAAACUGCAACCAAAAUUUGUCCAUGAU
Molecule: messenger RNA, 5517 nt
Organism: Syngnathoides biaculeatus (alligator pipefish)
Lineage: Eukaryota; Metazoa; Chordata; Actinopteri; Syngnathiformes; Syngnathidae
Product: synaptotagmin-14-like
Exons: 7
Coding region: 1-2211 (736 amino acids)
Source: RefSeq, a predicted model, not a curated record